Messenger RNA from Leptidea sinapis, 5950 nucleotides. It is a transcript of the gene Liprin-alpha, whose product is annotated as liprin-alpha-1. The record is from RefSeq and is a predicted model, not a curated record. Bases 279 to 3680 code for a protein of 1133 amino acids. Gene Ontology annotation, molecular function: protein binding. Gene Ontology annotation, biological process: synapse organization. The transcript is spliced from 26 exons. Gene Ontology annotation, cellular component: presynaptic active zone. NCBI's taxonomy places the organism in Eukaryota, Metazoa, Arthropoda, Insecta, Lepidoptera, Pieridae.
UCGGGGUUAAGAUGGCAGACAUGCCGCUGGAACGGCGAUAGUAUGGAAUUGUAUGAGUUUACGUUUUAGGUGUGUCUUUUUAUUUUAUCGAAUUAUGAUGUAUCGCGAAAUCUUUGUUGGUAGUUUAUAUGGGCAAAACAAUAUUUUAUUGCAUUGUUCUGUCAAUAUUUGUGCUAGAGUUAGGUAACGUAAGUCUCGAGACAUAUGUAAAACGGUGAUUGAAAUUUUUGUGUUAGGUGCAUAGUGAACGGUCGGAUUCUUGUUAAUGGUAAAUUAAAAUGUGGAAUAUGAUGUGCGACGUGAUGCCUACGAUAUCUGAAGACAGUAUCAGCCAGCGGAGUUCGCAAUUCUCAGGUGAAGAUGCGAACUUCGAACAGCUUAUGGUUUCUAUGUUGGAUGAACGUGAUAAGUUGGUGGAGAGUUUGCGGGAGACUCAAGAACGUCUAGGAGAAAAUGAACUGAGGUUGAAAGAAGUCGAAAAAGAGAGGGACUCGCUGCAUCGACAGAUCGCCGCAAACUUACCUCAGGAAUUUGCGACGCUGACCAAGGAAUUAAAUCAAGCACGGGAACAGCUGUUGGAGAGAGAAGACGAGAUCUCGGAGCUGAAGGCAGAACGAAACAACACGAGGCUACUGCUGGAGCACCUGGAAUGCCUGGUGUCGCGGCACGAGCGCUCGCUGCGCAUGACGGUGGUGAAGCGGCAGGCGGCCGCGCAGUCGGGAGUCUCCUCCGAGGUCGAGGUGCUCAAGGCGCUCAAGAGCCUCUUCGAGCACCACAAGGCGCUCGACGAGAAGGUCCGAGAAAGAUUACGAGUGGCACUAGAGAGAAAUACAGCCUUAGAGGAGGAGCUAGCACUAACCAAAGAAGAGUUACAGCAGUACAAGUCAACGAGUCAAGAGGGCGACAAACCAAAGGAAAACGGCACCGUGUCGACCGGCUCGCCAGAACAAAAUGGAGAACUACAACAGACUAAGGAGCCACGUAGUGUUAAUGGUGACUCGGAGGGCCAGAAACUAACAGAGCUACAAAACACAAUAGCUAAACAGUCCGCAGAGCUCAGCUCCUGGCAGCGAAGAGUGGCAGAACUGAGCAAUAAGGUGACAGAGCUAGAAGACAAACUGACCAAAGGGGAGAAGGAACUGGCUAAGAAGCAAGAGGAGUGCUCUAAGUUGCAGCGGGACUUGAGGGAGAAUGUGGCACAGAAGGAAGAUCAGGAGGAGAGAAUAGCGACGCUGGAGAAGAGGUAUCUCAACGCGCAGCGCGAGUCCACGUCCCUCCAUGACCUGAACGAGAAGUUGGAACAGGAACUGCAGCACAAACAGGCCCAACUGAAACUGCAAGAAGAGAAGAUAGCGGCCAUCGAGGAGAAACUCGAACUGUCCACGCAGAAGUUGGCGCAAAUGUCGUCGCUGCCCGAGAUGGAAGAGCAACUCAAGGCACGGAUGGAGGCACUCAACCAGGACCGAAGUAAAGCCAAAACUUGCAGUGCUCAAGAGAGGCACGGGUCAGCGGAGGACCGCAUACAGAGGCUCGAGGCCAGUGUGGAGGAGAAGAACGCGGAACUGAUGCGGCUCAACCAGCGGCUGAGGAUGAACGAGGAGCACAACACCAGGCUGUCGGCCACUGUGGACAAGCUACUGUCAGAGUCCAACGAUAGAUUGCAAGUACACUUGAAAGAACGGAUGCACGCGUUAGAAGAAAAGAACGCACUAACGCAAGAGCUGGAGAAGACUCGCAAGUACGCUGACGACCUUCUUUCGGAGAAACAGGAGAUCCUGAAAGAGCUGGCCAAGUGGCGGAUGGAGACAGAGCAGCUUAAACGUCAGAUGCUUCAGCAAGAGAUAGCGUUCAACAUCCAACAGACGGACGCACUCACUCGCUCGCUGUCGCCCGCACAGCCACAACCGCCCGCGCCCGCGCCUGCUGCGCUCUACCAAUCAAAGUUGGAUGGGUCGUGGGAGAAGUUACAACAAGCGCACGUACUUGCAAAUGUGCAGCAAGCUUUCGACGUAUCGAGCGACGCUGAGAACGAUGAGUCGGACGGCGCCGAGGGUGGACAUACGGACGCCGCGGCCCUGGCGCUCAUGCUGCAGGAGCAGCUGGACGCCAUCAACACCGAGAUCCGGCUGAUACAGGAGGAGAAGCAGAGCACCGAGGCCAGGGCAGAGGAACUCGAGUCUAGAGUCGGCAGCUACGAACACAUGAACGUGGUCUCGCGCAGGGCGGAGUCUCCCCCGCCCGCCGCCUCCCCCUCGAGGCCCCUCCUACAGACACAUCACAAAUAUCACACGGCGCCCGCGUCGAUGUCGCCUGCGCACGCGCACUACCGCGUGCCGCCGUCCGACAGUCUGCCUGCCAGCCAGUUGCAGCUGUGCGAGGAUAAAGUGGGAGGAGUUUCCGAGGGGGCGGAGUCUCCGCUGACGGCGCGCUCGCUGAGGCUGGAGCGAGCCGCGCGAGCCAUACACGCCGAGCGGGACCGGCUGAGGACACACUACCCGGCCACGUACGACUCCAGUUCGAGCCAAGAAUCCCUGGGCGGUGCGACCAGUAGUUGGGGCGGCGGUGCCUCCCCUGGUCUCCCGCGAGGAGUGUCGUCUGCAGCGUCUGCGGUGUCCAUAGCGUCCAUGCACCAACAGAAGAAGCGCGGCAUCAAGAGCUCACUGGGCCGACUGUUCAGUAAAAAGGAUAAAGCGGGAUUACCGGUCCAGAGCGGUAGAACGUUAUCGUCGGUAUCAUCUCUCGGGCUUUCUUCCUUAGCGGAUGACGAUGGCCAGAUCUCCGGCAGCCAACCCUCGGCGCCAAUGCAGCAUCAGGACUACGCGCGCACCAAAACGAAGGACCGCGACUACCGCCACGAGCUGCUGGGCGAGGCCAUGCGCGCCGGCACGCCGUUCGCGCUGUGGAACGGACCCACCGUGGUGGCGUGGCUGGAGCUGUGGGUGGGCAUGCCGGCCUGGUACGUGGCCGCCUGCCGCGCCAACGUCAAGUCGGGCGCCAUCAUGUCCGCGCUCUCCGACCAGGAGAUCCAGCGGGAGAUCGGUAUAAGCAAUCCUCUGCACCGGCUCAAGUUGCGGCUGGCGAUACAAGAGAUGGUGUCGCUGACGUCACCGUCGGCGCCGCGCGGCACGGCGUGCGCGGCGCUGGCUUUCGGAGACAUGAACCACGAGUGGAUUGGCAACGUGUGGCUGCCCUCGCUCGGACUACCUCAGUAUAGAACUACAUUUAUGGAAUGUCUAGUGGACGCAAGAAUGUUGGAGCACCUCACCAAACGGGACCUCAGGACACAACUCAAGAUGGUUGACAGUUUUCAUAGGACGUCGCUGCACUUCGGCGUGGCGUGCCUGAAGCGCGUGGGCUACUCGGUGCGCGCGCUGGACGAGCGGCGCCGCCUGUGCGAGGUGGGCGUGAGGGACGUGCUCGUGUGGACCAACGAGCGGCUGCAGCGGUGGCUGCUGGCUAUCAACCUCAAGGAGUACGCCAAUAACCUGUGUGAGAGUGGAGUGCACGGUGCGCUCAUUGCGUUGGACGACAACUUCGACGCGAAUAGCAUGGCGCUAGCACUGCAGAUACCCACGCAGAACACGCAGGCGCGGCAAAUUCUUGAGAUGGAAUUUAAUAAUUUAUUAGCUUCGGGUACGGAACGCCAGGCGCGUCAGUCACAGCACUCCGCGGCGUCCUGACAUCACACCAUCAACUAGGCCCCGGGCUCCUACGGGAUGACCCCGCGGGCUCCGCGAGACUGUGACGUCUACCCGCGGGACAUCGGCUAGACCCCGUGCAGUCGGAACUAAGUGUUGUCAGUGUUGUGGCAAUAUUCGUUGCAUUGCAUGACGUUGUUUUGUAUUUCUAAGUGACGAUGACGAACUGAAUCUAUUUAAACGUUCCAAAAAUUAUUUUAUAAUUUAUUUAUUAGGAGAUGUUGUCUAUGGUUGGACUUCAAUUGUUACUGUAGUCUGAACCUUCUCGUUGGUGACAUUUUUCAUCUGUGACACGUUUAAAUUUGGAACUAGUCAUAGAAAUGUCGACGCUAAACAUGUCUCGGAUUUAAAAUGUCGCCAUUGUUAUGAAUUGUAUAUUGUGAGUUACGUAGCGUGAAGCUAUAUUAUAUACUCCGAUCACGUGAACAAGUGCUCUAUUUAGGAUUCCUAUGUACUUAAUACAAAUUGUAUUCCAAUAUUUAUACGAAAAUGUCGUCGCUUUAGCCUUAUAGAUUCGCGGGAAAUUUAAACUUUUAUAAUGCUAAUGAAAUAUAGUUAUUUAUAUUAACAAUUUAACCUAUGAUCUUUUUUUUUUUUAAUUUAUUCUAUCGUGACAGAACAAUUAAUAAUAGUAAUCUUAAUGUUAAGAAAUAUCCGACGAAUAUUGACCGAAUAACUUAGGCAUAAUGUAUUUAAUUGUUUGUCACUUGAAUGAUCUAUAAAUUAUUAUCUAAUCAGCUUAAUCUGUUAAACGUUAGCGCAAUGAAAUUUCACUAUCACCAAUAAAUGUUGAGAGUUUAGAUCAUUUAUGCGCCUAGAUAGACUGACAGCUGUAUAAACGUCGAAAAAAUUAGGCUUUAGAACUAAUCUCUAUUUUGAGCAAUCUACGCACACUAACACAAAGUGUCCAGUGUCACGCACACUAAACUAAUAUUCCUGGCCUGUUUUUUAUCUGUUGUCUAACAGCAAGAGACUCUAUCUAGACGUAUAAAUUAUUUAAGGUUGAGAGUUUAUUUCGUAUAUCUAUUUCUCAAAUGAUUUGAGUAUUAUACCGAGCAUUAUGUACAUUGUACAUAUUAUAACUUGGAAGGCGCCAUGUCGAGCAAAUUGAAAAUAUGAUUCUAGUCUCUUAAUUUUUUUUUUAUUUUACGUAACGUGUACCUACGUGCACCUAAACCACUUCGGCCUUGCAAAUAAACUUGGUAUAUAGUUAUACCUGAUAAUUAACCAAGGAUAUGCAAACUAUUUUCAAAUAGAUAUUUUGGAUUGGUUUAUAUUAUAUAUUAUUGGUAUAACGUUUCCCGCUUUUAUUUGCAAGGCUGCUUGACAUUCGGAAAACUUCAGAAUUAUCAUUGUAUUGAAAUAGUUGUCAGCGAUAUAGUUAACAUUUUGUAAAUUGUUGGUUUAUUAUCAGGUAUAGAGUUUAAAAAGUUGACCCCUUGUGUAUACAUAUUUUAAUACAAACUUUAUUAACUGAAUAAGUUUUUUUUUAUAUUCUAAAUUCUUGAAUUAAAAAAAAAGGUUUGACGUUUUUAAACUACUAACGUUGGCACGAGCCACGAAAUAAGUAUUAUUGUAACAAAACAUUAUCCAUUUAAACCUGUUGUUUUUUGGUGAAUCCCGGAAUUGUAGUUACAAGGGUCAUGGUCGCCAUUAGGUAACAAUUAGUGCUAACUGACAUUAGUAAAUAUUCUUUUUAACGCUUUUUGAUGAUUUAUCAAUGGUUUGUCUAUUCUCAAAAAAAAAAGAUUAACUUGUUUUGUAGGAUUUCUUAGACUUCCAAUUUUUGUAUAGUGAAAUUCAAAAUGGCGCUGAAAUACUGUGAUCUGAUUGGCCGAGUGGUCAUGCACAACAAAUGAAUGAAAUAGUGCAAUAAAUUGACUUUGUAUUUGUUUCGUUUUACUUUCGUUCCCAGUGAGUCUGUUCGCGACUAAUAAAUAGCUAAAGUGAUUUAACAGAAUCUAUUAUUAGCUAAUGUUGUAAAUACUAUGUAAUUAUAUUUAUACUUAUAGCAUACUUAGCUAGAAUGUGUUCAUAUUAGGCGUUCGUUUUAUAUAACAAUUAUUUAUUUACUAGAUUAUAUUAAUUUAUUGCUUUGACACAGUGUUAUCAGUAAAUAAAUAAAUAUUACCUCAUGUAUCCUAGCGGUUGUCGGAAAUCACAAUUUAAGAUGUAAUGCUCGGGCUAACGGGAUAACGACGGAACGUAAGGAAUUAGACAAAACAAAUACUAAUACAUUCCUUUGUAAAAUU